Molecule: messenger RNA, 3342 nt
Organism: Oppiella nova
Lineage: Eukaryota; Metazoa; Arthropoda; Arachnida; Sarcoptiformes; Oppiidae
Source: the annotation of a GenBank genome assembly
UUAUGUUCGGUCGACACAAACGGGACAAUCAUUGUAUGGGAUGUGAACGAAGGGUCUGUCCUGACACUCAUCACUGCCAACAAAGAGCUCAAAAACGUGGAGACAAUUGAAUGGAUUGAGUUGAAGACUCCGGACAAUAAGUUCGGCGAAAUAGUUUGGACCAAACAUUUCGAUAUAACCAUCAAAAGCAUAUCUAUGGACCCGUUCUGCAGAAACAAUGUCCUCUUUGCCAUUCAAGCGAAAGACUGUUGUUUCGCGACUAUCGAUGACCUCAGACCUAACGGUUCGCCCAACAGAUCAGUCAAAUACUACUCCGUUGUCUCCAAUCCGACAAAGAGUUCGCCUAAAAGUGUGUCUUCUGUUCCGAAAUAUACUCUUUUGACAGAAAGAGUUGUUUCGAGCGAUUCUAAUGCAUUGAGUGAUUGGAUUCAGAUUUGUCACCACAAAGCUGUUCGCAAUCAAGUAUUGCUGGCAAUCAGUCGUCAAAUACUAGUAAUUGAUUUGUCGAUCGAAGCCAUCAUCUGUUGUGUGCCACUCGAGAGGAACUGUUCCAACAUUACGAAUGUGUUUUCGUGUCGAAACCGAAAUGCAUUCUUCGUUUGUCACGACUUCGGAACUGUUUCGUUGCGAUUAUUUCAGAAACAAGUGGUAAACGACGCAAACGAAGGCACAGAUAAUGUUAUCAUCUCUUAUGCAAACCUCUGUCAGUCCGACGGUUUAAGACUUACCAAACAAAACAAGAUAUUUGGCUAUUCUUUGUCGCCAACUGAUGAGACAAAAGUAGCUCUUCUGCUAAAUAACGGCAGAAUAGUCAUCAAAAAAGUGCAUAAAAUUGGGACUAAACCUAACUAUGAGUUGAUAUCUUUGCCUUUCAUUUAUGAUAUCAUUACUACAGAUGAAUAUCUUGCGAGCGAUAAGAAAUGUAAGACAUAUCGCAUUUUAAUGACUCAAAUGUCUUCAGCACUUAAUUUCAGUCCUCAUGUGAUCCGUAUGUGUCCGCCCGUAACGAUGAGGAACUGGCAGUUCCAUAGACCUCUGUUAGCUGUGGGCGACUCCAGUGGAAGCGUUCAGAUCUGGAAUCUGUCGCUUUCAUCGCUCGACAAAGAGCUGGGAAUCCAUUCGUUUCCAGUGAGAGGCCUGGAGUGGACGGGUUUGGAUGCGUUCAUAUCAUACGCUUAUCCAAACAUAUCUCCACAUUCAGGAAAGACUAACAAUGAGUUGAAUAUAACUGAAGUUAAUUCGGGAACGACUUAUCCGAUGAGAACUGAGAGGAAUAUGGACUCGUCUCCCAUCGAGUCGUUGAGAAUAUCGCACUUAAAGCAGUAUCUCAUCAUUUCCUUCAAAGACGAUCCCUUUGAGAUCUGGGACUUAAAGAGUUUAUCACUGCUUCGAGUUAUGCCGAAACAGUUCUCUGGUGUUACGGCCAUAGAGUGGAGUCCUCUCUAUAAUAAGCGCAUUGAGAGUCCAAACAAUUCCGUCACUUCUUUGCACUCCAAAGAGAACUUUGUGGUGACGAACAGCACCGGAGAGUUAUAUCACUUCUCCAUUGAGGGUAAUGUAGUGAAAGAAAUCACUUGUAUUCCUCCGGACACCGAAAUGAGUGCAAACAUCACAUGCAUUGCAUGGAAGAGCGAUCAGGUGCUGUUGGGCGACGCCGUCGGCAAUCUUAACGUGUGGGACCUCAAGAAGAAGGUGUCGCGCAUCGAACCGACACAUCGCGGGCCCAUCAAGAAGAUCAGGUUCGGCCCCGGGAGGGGAAACAUGAAGUUCUUAAUGCAAUACAAUGAUGGCGUCGAUAUUUGGGACACAAAAGACUUUAAAUUAAGCGCACAAUUAAAACAUCCUCGGGAUGUGAGCUUCAAGAUUGUGGACAUUGAUUGGGCGGCCAGUGAUCGACCCAUUUUGUGCACUUCCGAAGGCAGCCUUUUUGUGACCGAUAUGAAACUCAGACAAUACUCGUCCUCAAUGUCUGAACUAGUGGUCAAUCAAACAGAUUCCCAAGACAUCGACUUGAAAUCAAUGAACUUUUAUUUGUUGUCUUCAAUGUCUCGAUUCAUAUUUAAGUCCAAACUAUUCCUAAACCAAUGGACCGGUGGACCAAAACUACCCGAUUGUGAGAUCGAGAGAAAUAUAUUGAUUUCAAAACUGUUUAAUGAUUGCGAAAGCUUUCACUUUUGGAAUAUUGUUUCAUAUGUUUUGUGUGACAAUAAGGAAAGAUUGGAUCGAAACCACGAUUUAUUCCUUAAGAACCACACAUAUAAAGACAUUCAGUUUGAAAGGGUCUCACUAUUGGACUCAUUUCGGAGUAAUUAUAAUCAAAACAAAAUUUUAUAUGAAAUGCUUCUCCUCCUGAAUCAACCGCAACGAGCGGUUCAGUUGCUUCUGGAAAGUGAUUCUUCGAUGACUGACUAUUAUGUGGACGCUUUGAAGGCUUGUCUCAUCGCUUCACUUCAAUCUAAUGAUUCUGCAGCUCAUCCGGUCAUCAAAUUAGUGGCAACUAAUUUGAUAGCCAAUGGAAAGGUGGGCGACGGCUCUCAGCUGUUGUGUCUGAUCGGCAAAACACAGGACGCCUGUCGUUAUCUUCAGAGCGCUAAUAAGUGGUUGGAAUCGAUUUGUUUGGCAAAAUGCACACUUGAAGGUGAGGAGUAUACGGAGAUAAUGCGCCGGUGGGCCGAACACCUCAUUUCGCAGCACAACUAUAAGACAGCUGUCAUUGCGUUCAUAUCAUUGAAACAAUAUAUGAAAGCCAUUCAAACUCUGCAUAAAUUCGACAUCGAAAGGGCGAAAAAGUGUUUCUUUGAAAUGAUGGCAAACAUGAAAUACUUGAGCAGAACCCAGAAGACAGUCGAGAAUCUGUGGUAUUCCUACCUAUUAUUCCGGUGCUGUGUUGUUGUGAUUCCCAUUUACAUCAUAUUAAUACUGAUCGGUUCGUAUGCGAUGUCCAAUAACAUGCAAUUGCCAUCAAUGGUCACCACAUUAUACGAGUUCUCACUACUGGUCUUUUCUGCGGCCAUUAUAUUCAUAAUUGUCUUAAUUUUGGCCACUUUUGGAUCCAAUUCCAACAAAAUCUCUGACAAUGACUUGGAGUAUGAGAGCGAUAUUCUUCAGUCCAUUAAUGAGACCUCUUUUGAUGACUUGACACUAACUAACACUGAAGAGCGUCUGCUGACAGACAUCGAGCGGACCACAGAUCAGAUCGAAUUCUUCUUCGAGAACUGCGAUGACUUUGUCGUCGAUUUAGUGUCUAUUGAAGACACGUUCGCCUCAAAUGAGCGCAACUAUCACUUCGACUCACCGCCGACUUAUGAAGAAGCCGUCAGAUCUGAUAAACUCAAGACUUGA